Messenger RNA from Dunckerocampus dactyliophorus (ringed pipefish), 3921 nucleotides. RefSeq names its product neutral alpha-glucosidase AB-like. Gene Ontology annotation, cellular component: glucosidase II complex. Gene Ontology annotation, molecular function: glucan 1,3-alpha-glucosidase activity; carbohydrate binding. The transcript is spliced from 25 exons. The record is from RefSeq and is a predicted model, not a curated record. Lineage: Eukaryota; Metazoa; Chordata; Actinopteri; Syngnathiformes; Syngnathidae. Gene Ontology annotation, biological process: carbohydrate metabolic process; N-glycan processing.
GCAGGCUCGAGGGCCUGAACCAAAUGGCUGGAAGUAACGUCGAGGAGCCUGGAAGACAAAAUUGAGCCUGUACAUAUCAAUAUUGCUGCGGUGACGCCUUCAUUUAAUUCACAGAUUAACAAUUUACACGUUUUUUUUCGAUAAAGACAAAUUAGUUUUGGAAAAAGUACCACGGUAUUGUUAUUUGUGCCCUUUGGGACCCUGUAGCCAUCGAUGAUGUCAUCAGACAGUGCCGGAUGCAUGGUGAAGUCCACCACCGAGGGAUAACGCAAGCAUUCAUUAAUGAAGCUCUAAAGUGGAGGUCAACCUUCUGCAGGGCUCUGCCACCUACAAGCAAACAAGUCAUUCCAGAAGUUUUGUUUGACAUAUUUGCACAGCUUCCUCACCGACUACGGUGUCAAUCUCCUGGAGCAGCUGCAGCUCCGCAUCUGGAUUCUGUUUGAGAAGCAGCGGCUUGAAGAAUAGGCUGACGGACAGAGUGUCCGGUGCUGCGAUUACCAUCUCCAUCUCAGAGCGAGGAUGGCGCCUGUCCUGCUGCUCUGGCUUGCUGUGUGUCUCACUGGGACCCUAGCUGUGGACCGUGGCAACUUCAAAACCUGUGACCAGAGUGCCUUCUGCAGGCGUCAGCGAGCGUUGAAACCUGGCGAGUCUCCCUAUUGAGCCCUGCUGGAGACCAUGGAGCUAACCAACACAAGACUCACCCUGCAGCUCAAGAAUGACAAGAACAAGGUGCGUCUCCUGCUGGAGCUCUAUCGCCUGCAGGGAAACAUAACGAGGGUGAAGAUUAAUGAGCUGAAGCCGCUUAAGCCUCGCUACGAGGUCCCAGACGUGCUCGUCAGAGAGCCGCCUACAGAGCCCCUGUCUCUCUUGUCUUGAGAUGAGAACGGAGUGGUUCUGUCCCUGGGGGCGGAAUCUCAAAGGGUCAUAGUCAGUGCCCAGCCCUUCCGAUUGGACAUCAUGGAGCGACGUGACGUGCUCAUGUCCCUAAACUCGCGAGGCCUCCUGGCCUUUGAGCACUUAAGGAAACGGAAGGACACUUUCUCCUAUUUAAUAACUGCCACAUUUGCUAGUGUGUGGAAUAUUGUUCAGAGUGUAUUCUCUAGACAGGCAAACGGAGAGGCUCAGGAUGCAAAUUUGGCUAACGAGGAAGAGGCUGUAGUGUCUGAGAAAGAUGAAGAGGGCAUGUGGGAAGAAAUGUUUAAAUCAUUUUCAGACAGCAAACCUAAUGGUCCAUUGGCUAUAGGUUUAGACUUUUCAUUGCCAGGGGUAGAGCAUGUCUACGGCAUUCCAGAGCAUGCAGAUUCCCACCGACUCAAAACUACAGAAAAUGGAGAUCCAUAUCGACUCUACAAUUUGGAUGUGUUCCAAUAUGAGCUCCAUAGUCCAAUGGCACUUUAUGGCUCUGUACCUGUUAUGUUGGCCCACAAUGCCCAGCGGACCACAGGUAUCUUUUGGCUCAAUGCUGCUGAGACGUGGGUUGAUAUUAGCUCCAACACUGAGGGGAAGACUGUCUUUGGAAAAAUGCCGGAUUACGUGCAAGACUCAAGUGAGAUACCACAGACAGAUGUGCACUGGAUCUCUGAAAGCGGCAUCAUUGAUGUCUUCAUUAUGCUCGGCCCGACACCAAAAGAUGUCUUUGCACAGUACGCCUCCCUGACAGGCACACAGGCAUUCCCUCCUCUGGCUGCUCUGGCCUACCACCAGUGUCGCUGGAACUACAAUGACCAAGACGACGUGCAGUCGGUGGAUGCAGGCUUUGACGAGCACGAUAUUCCCUACGAUUUCAUCUGGCUGGAUAUUGAGCACACUGAUGGUAAACGCUACUUUACUUGGGAUGCUAGCAAGUUUGCCACACCCAAGGAAAUGCUUCAGGGUCUCCUGGGUAAGAAACGCAAGAUGGUAGCCAUUGUAGACCCUCACAUCAAAGUGGACUGCAGCUACACGGUCCACAGUGAAAUCAAGUCUCGAGGUUAUUUCACAAAGAACAAGGAAGGUGGUGACUAUGAAGGCUGUUGUUGGCCUGGUAUUGUCAGCUAUCCAGACUUUACCCGUGAAGACGUGAGAGCUUGGUGGGCCAGCAUGUUUGCCUACGACAAGUAUGAGGGCUCCAUGGAGAACUUGUACACAUGGAACGACAUGAAUGAGCCUUCGGUGUUCAAUGGGCCCGAGCUGACCAUGCACAAGGAUGCAAAGCACGGCGACUGGGAGCAUCGCGACCUGCACAACAUUUAUGGCUUCUAUGUGCAAAUGGCCACAUCGGAGGGCCUGAUCCAGAGAUCGGGAGGGGUCGAAAGACCUUUUGUCUUGACCAGGGCCUUCUUUGCUGGCUCAUAGCGCUAUGGUGCUAUGUGGACAGGUGACAAUGCCGCUGAGUGGGGCCACCUAAAAAUCUCCAUCCCCAUGUGUCUGAGCCUUGGCCUGGUGGGAAUAGCUUUCUGUGGUGCAGACGUUGGGGGCUUCAUCAAGUCUCCAAGCUCGGAGUUGCUGGUGCGAUGGUACCAGACGGGAGCCUACCAGCCUUUCUUCAGGGCCCACUCCCACAAUGACACUCCCCGCCGUGAGCCCUGGCUCUUCGGCCCAGAGAACACGGCACUGAUCCGUGAAGCCGUGCGCCAACGCUACACCCUCUUGCCGUACUGGUACCAGCAGUUCUACCACACUUACCGCACGGGACAUCCUGUCAUGAGGCCGCUGUGGGUGGAGUAUCCUCAGGAUCCUGCUACUUACGCUCUUGAUGAUGAAUUCUUGAUCGGAGGAGACUUGUUGGUGCACCCUGUCACUGAAGAGGGAGCAACUGGAGUCACGGCCUAUCUGCCUGGAAAAGAGGAGGUCUGGUUUGAUGCCCACACCUUCCAGAGACACAAUGGCACCCAGAACCUUUACAUUCUUGUGACCAUGAGCUCUAUCCCAGUUUUCCAGCGCGGCGGCUCCAUUAUUCCCAAAAAGCAUCGAGUGCGCAAGUCUUCUACCUACAUGGAGCACGACCCUUACACUUUGUACGUGGCCCUCAACCCACAGUCCAAGAGGGCUGCAGAAGGAGAGCUGUUCGAUGACGGACACACUUUCAACUUUGAGAAGAAGGAGUUCAUCCACAGGAGGCUGUCCUUCGCCAACAACAUCCUCUCCUCUGUGAACCUUGCUCCAGAUGCCCAGUUCUCCACCCGCUCCGUUGUUGCGUGCAUUCUCAUAUUGGGAGCAAGUAAACCCACCAAGGCUACCCUGAAGACAGCUGAUGGUAAGACGAGCCAGCUUGAGUUUGAAUUCAAUGCCAGCACGUCGGUCUUGACCCUCCACAACCCUGGCAUGAACGCCGGAACUGACUGGACCGUGAUGCUGCAGUAAGCGUGGAAGACUGCAGGGAGGAGGAGGAAGAGCAGGAGGACAAAAGUGACUGAAGACAAGAAAAGAACAAACGAGAAAUAAGCAUCAGGAUUGCCCACUGUGGAAAGUUGUGGACUUUCAAUGCAACACAUCCAAGCACACAGUUAUAUGACGUGUACAUCUCAACACCCACAUGCCCCUCUUUUCAGCCCUGAAAAGGUUAAUGAAUAACAACUACUAGUAACUACUAGAACAAGGCUACCCAUAUCAUUGGAAUUAAUGAGCUCGUUGGGGGAGGGGGGUCAGAGGAAUAAAGCUGAUGAGCCAGACAAUGAAGUUAUGGGAAAGAGUAGUUGAAGCUAGACUAAGGGCAGAAGUGAGCAUUUGUGAGCAGCAGUAUGGUUUCAUGCCAAAAAAAAGAGUACUACAGAGGCAGUAUUUGCUUUGAGGAUGUUGAUCGAGAAGUACAGAAUAGUUUUUAUGAUCAUAAAUGUUGCUGCGAUUUUGUUGGGUUCAGCUCAAUACAGUGGAAAUAGAAGUGAAGGAGCAAAUUAGUUGUACUUUCAAUGAUGUGACCAAGUGAAAAUAAAGAUGACCAAA